Epinephelus fuscoguttatus (brown-marbled grouper) is the source of this 507-nucleotide messenger RNA. RefSeq names its product ATP synthase peripheral stalk subunit F6 (gene atp5pf). Gene Ontology annotation, biological process: proton motive force-driven ATP synthesis. Lineage: Eukaryota; Metazoa; Chordata; Actinopteri; Perciformes; Serranidae. Gene Ontology annotation, molecular function: proton transmembrane transporter activity. The record is from RefSeq and is a predicted model, not a curated record. The transcript has 4 exons. Bases 108 to 431 code for a protein of 107 amino acids.
CGGGCGCCAUUUUGACGCCCGCGAACGCCUCACUUCAUCACAACAUUCCCACAAUCCACCGCGGUCCUCCACAUUUGGAUCUUGUACUCUAAAGUGUCAAACCCAAGAUGGCACUUCACCGGUUAUUCCAGCUGUCCUCCCUGCUGCGCUCCGCCGUGAGCCUGACCCUGCGCAGGAACAUCGGCCUCUCUGCUGUGCUCUUCAACCGGGCCAAGGAGCUCGACCCGGUCCAGAAGCUGUUCCUGGACAAGAUCCGGGACUACAACACCAAGAGCCAGACCUCAGGUGGCAUUGUGGAUGCAGGACCUGCGUAUCAGAAGAACCUGUCUGAAGAAGUAUCCAAGCUGCAGAGGCUAUACGGUGGAGGAGACCUCACCAAGUUCCCUGAUGUUAAAUUCUCAGAGCCCAAGCUUGAUGAAGGCGCCAAGUGAAUGCUUUCCAUGUUGUAAAUCUCCUACAUGUCACAAAUAUGUUGUAUUUAAUAAAAGAUAGUGGGUUGAACCAUGA